Messenger RNA from Periconia digitata, 900 nucleotides. The record is from the annotation of a GenBank genome assembly. Lineage: Eukaryota; Fungi; Ascomycota; Dothideomycetes; Pleosporales; Periconiaceae.
AUGCGUUGCUCAUUCGCCCUUACUUUCCUGGUGGCCGUCGCGCCUACAACCCUCUUCGCAGCUCCGACCCCAAUGGAGAAGCGCGCACCCGGAUCAGAAGUCUGUGAUAUAUCAAAAGCAGUGGUUCCCCAAGCACCCACACCACUUCCUGCUCCAACAGGAACCCUGGCCUACGUCGCCAUCGGUCGCGGCACGCAAAACUACACAUGUGCAGCAACUCCAAACUCCAGCGAAGGAUCUCCCAAAGCGAUUGGAGCCAUGGCAACUCUCUAUAACGCAACCUGUACGGCAGUACAAGCACCAAUGGUUCUGAAUGACACUCCUGCCAUUGCCCUCAAGACACCGCCCACAAUUGGAGUCCCCGUUGAGAAGGAGAGCACAGACGGUCCUGUCUCGGGCCACCACUACUUCAACGCCGCCGGCUCCCCCGUCUUCGAGACCGAGUACGGUUGGGUGCAGGCCAAAGGUUUCGCCAACUCGACAGCCCCAGCCACCGCUGAUAAAGGCAAGAACGGUCUCGGCAGUGUGGCCUGGUUGAAGCUGCUCGGCACUGCCGGCGACUGGAAGGAGGUCUACCGAGUGGACACAGCCGGUGGUGUGGCCCCGAAGACCUGUGCAAACAUUGAAGGCACAUUUGAAGUGGAAUACGCCGCUGUGUACUGGUUCUACGCAUAGAGGUGGUCUUCGAUAGCGCAUACCGCGCCACGAGGAAACGAAGCGACGAUUCGAAUGUGUGCAUGAGACUGGCGUCUCGGGUCUAAUUGGUGGCACUUUGGCCGUGGCUCCAGAGUGAGAUUGUAUAUAGGAUACCUUGAGGAUUUUGUUGCAUCGUUCUUGUGUGCCAUUCCAAGCCAAGACAGCUUGAUUUCGUAGCCUUAUUAAUAUAAAAUUCUGUCUGGU